Messenger RNA from Pseudoliparis swirei, 832 nucleotides. RefSeq names its product receptor-transporting protein 3-like. The transcript has 3 exons. Gene Ontology annotation, biological process: protein targeting to membrane; protein insertion into membrane. Lineage: Eukaryota; Metazoa; Chordata; Actinopteri; Perciformes; Liparidae. Bases 95 to 643 code for a protein of 182 amino acids. Gene Ontology annotation, molecular function: olfactory receptor binding. The record is from RefSeq and is a predicted model, not a curated record.
CUACCGAUGAGUAUAAAUACAGGAGUCUGCAGAGCAGCGUUCACAAGGCAAACGUGUUUCAUCUCAGCUGAACAUCAUCUGACCACCGACCACCAUGAGCAUAUCUACAGACUGGGUUCCUUCUUUGUGGAGGGAGACCUUUGAGGAGUUGCUGGACGAAGACAAUGAGCUGGACUAUGGAGACCAGUGGAAUCUCAACUUUAGCUAUGUGCAGACAGCUGAUGUCACCCAGGAGGAGAGAAAGAGAGGCUGGAAGAUCUACUGCCACAGUGGCUUUGGAAGUUUUGAGUGUGCAUCUUGCCACAAGGUCUGGUCUUCAGCACGAGUGUCGUUGUUGUUCCGUUACCGGCUGCGACGUGACCGCGGCUCAGUGAUCAUGAGGCCCUUUGGACAGGCCUGUCUCAGUUGCCAAGACAAUGAUUUUCAUCGCCCUGGUUUUACCACGGAAGAGGUGGAAGACGUCUUGUGCAGACUGUUUGCCAAAAUCCGGAAGAAUUGCUACAGAGUUGAGGACGACAACAAUUGUGGUGACAGUUCACCAAAAACCAAGAGGUUUACCAAACCUCAUGAGGCAGACUUCUGUGAGGCCUGCCAACAGGGCAUCUGCUGUCAGCCGGAUGAGACAGAUGCAGAGAUAAACUGACAGUGGCUGAUAAUUGUCUGAGAUGUUUUUUUAAUGUUGUAUUACCCUAUUGUCCUAUUUUAUAAUUGGCACUUUUUGUCAUGAUUGUUGUAUUGUGUUUUUUAUUUUAUUCCAUUAAUGAUAAUAAUUCUAUAUUAGCGUCAGCACCAAUAAUACAUAUGUUGUAAUAAAGUCAUGUGUUUCAACGUG